This is a messenger RNA of Bradysia coprophila, 1875 nucleotides long. RefSeq lists its product as uncharacterized. The record is from RefSeq and is a predicted model, not a curated record. NCBI's taxonomy places the organism in Eukaryota, Metazoa, Arthropoda, Insecta, Diptera, Sciaridae.
AUGGAAAGCAAAGUAGUGGACAAUCAGUCUAGGGAAGUGUUUGGAAAUCAAGAUGGAAUUUCACCUUCAGUUGUAUCGGCAAAUCCAUCGCCAGUUACAACAUCGGUAAAUAUAACUCCAACUGAUUCGCCAGAUCAAUCAGCAGAUGCAUCGAUAAUCAUGGAAAGCGAUGUAACGGUCAAUUACUGUGAGAAAUUGAUUGAAGUUCCAUCUCCAGCUGCUUCGCCAGAUCAACCAAAUAAAGCAUCACCAGUUCAAUCAACAGAUGCAUCGGUAGUCAAUGAAGGCGAUGUAACGGACAAUUGCUGUGAGAAAGUGAUUGAAGUUCCAUUUCUAGCUGCUUCGCCAUAUCAAUCAAAUGAAGCAUCUUCAGUUCAAUCAACAGAUGCUUCGGUAGUCAAUGAAAGCGAUGUAACGGUCAAUUGCUGUGAGAAGGUGAUUGAAGUUCCAUCUCUACCUGCUUCGUCAGAUCAAUCAAAUAAAGCAUCACCAGUUCAAUCAACAGAUGCAUCGGUAGUCAAGGAAAGCGAUGUAACAGUCAACUGCUGUGAGAAAGUGAUUGAAGUUCCAAAUCUAGCUGCUUCUCCAGAUCAAUCAAAUAAACCAUCUUCAGUUCAAUCCACAGAUGCUUCGGCAGUCAAGGAAAGCGAUGUCAACUGCUGUGAGAAGGUGAUUGAAGUUCCAUCUCUAGCUGCUUCGUCAGAUCCAUCAAAUAAAGCAUCUUUAGUUGAAUCAACAGAUGCUUCGGAAGUCAAGGAAAUCGAUGCACCGGUCAACUGCUGUGAGAAGGUGAUUGAAGUUCCAUCUCUAGCUGCUUCGUCAGAUCAAUCAAAUAAAGCAUCACCAGUUCAAUCAACAGAUGCAUCGGUAGUCGAUGAAAGCGAUGUAACGGACAAUUGCUGUGAGAAAGUGAUUGAAGUUCCACCUCUAGCUGCUUCGCCAGAUCAAUCAAAUAAAGCAUCGCCAGUUCAAUCGUUAGUUGCAACGCUCAUCCAAUCGUUAUUAAGAAUAGAAAGCAAAGCAAUGGAUAACGUGGAUAAUCAAAGUGUGGAAUUGCAUGAAAUUCUAUCUUCAGUGGCAAAUUCGGUGUCAGAUACGUCGGAAAUGAAAACGCCAGUUUCGUUUGAAAACCCAUCGGUAGCUGCUUCGUCUUAUCAAGCAAAAAAAGCAUCGCCAGAUCAAUUGUUAGCUGCAACGCUAAUGGAAUCGUUAUUGACAAAGGAGAGUAAAGUAAUGGAUAAUGUGGAUAAUGAACUUGAGGAAUUGAAUGAUUUUCUAUCUUUACUUGGAUCAUCGCCAAUUACAUCGGAAAAUCCAUCGACAGCUUCACCACCAGAUCCAUCGAAAGAGGCAUUGCUGGAUUCAUUGUUGACUGCAUCAUUGGUGUUAAUGGAAAGCAAAGCAGUGGACAAUAAGUGUGAGGAAGUGCUUGAAAUGCCAUCCUCAUUUGCAGAUCCAUUAUCAGUUGUAUCAGCAAAUCCAUCGCCAGUUACAUCGGAAAGUCUAGCUACUUCGCCAGACCAAUCGAAAAAAACAUCGGCAGAUCAUUUGUUACCUGAAACACUAGAUCGUUUGGCAGCUUUAGCUGCAUCGCAAGAAUCAGAAGAUGCACCACUAGAUCAAGUGUUGGCCGCAACGCUAGACCGAUUAUUAGCUUUAGCCGCAGUCAAAAUUGCGAAUGAGACAUCACCAGAUCAAUCUUCAACAACAUUGGUUCACCCAACAUCAUUGUCAAAUCAAUCGUCAGCAGUCCCAUCGACCGGCGUCACCCAGAAGAAACAAAAAGCCAAGCAAAAGGCGUUGCUAAAAGUGGUUAAACGAGUAAAAAAAACAUUGUGCACGCUCGCAUUGUGGUCGUGUGAGGUAUUUUUGUGA